Sphenostylis stenocarpa is the source of this 228-nucleotide messenger RNA. The record is from the annotation of a GenBank genome assembly. NCBI's taxonomy places the organism in Eukaryota, Viridiplantae, Streptophyta, Magnoliopsida, Fabales, Fabaceae.
AUGUACGAGAUGAAGCUGGGGAAACCUAAACAAACGAGUCAAGAAGGCCGGUUUCUUCACUUAACAUAUGCCUUAGAUUCUAUGGUAUUUCUGAAUCGGGUCACAGCAUGGGAAGAAAUGCAAGCUGACACCCUGCAAGCCAGUGAAUUUGAUAAACAAUCUCUGGAACUUGUCAUUAGCUUUGAUAGGCAUAGGCAGGUUAAGGUGUACAUAGGUCGUGACAAUUAG